Messenger RNA from Prunus armeniaca (apricot), 276 nucleotides. NCBI's taxonomy places the organism in Eukaryota, Viridiplantae, Streptophyta, Magnoliopsida, Rosales, Rosaceae. The record is from the annotation of a GenBank genome assembly.
AUGUUGCAAGGUAAUGUGGCUAGGCACGAGGGUGCCGAAGGCAAAUGGGAUGUUGAAGGCACAAAGCUUGCAUGUCGCAGGGCGAUGUGCCUAGGCAAAGGGGUGUCGAAGGCGAAGGGAUGCCGAAGGCGACACAAAGCUUGCGUGUUGCAAGGCAAUGUGGCUAGGCACGGGGGUGCCGAAGGAGACACAAGGCUUGCAUUUUGCAAGGCAAUGUGGUUAGGCACGGGAUUGCUGAAGGCACAAAGCUUGCAUGUCGCAGGGCGAUGUGCCUAG